AUGGAGUUUUGCCCCAUCCACAUGCUUUCUGUAAGAAUCAUACAAGCCAAGAACAUCAAGUCAAGAGACCUGUUGACUGCAUCAGACUGCUAUGUGCGCUUGUGGCUGCCGUCUGCUUCAAAUAGAAAGCUUCAGACCAAAACCAUCAAGAAUUCUGACAACCCUGUCUGGAAUGAGAUGUUCUACUUUAGGAUCCAGAGAGAAGUUGAGAACAUUUUAGAAUUGGCAGUGUGUGAUGAAGAUCCGCUCACCAAAGAUGACAUGCAGUUCACAGUUCUUUUUAAUGUUGCUAGAAUCAGACCCGGAGAGACACUCCGUGAGAUAUUUGCUUUGAAAUCAGAGAAUGAGAGGUGCACUAAGAAAUGGGAAAGUUUGGAAGUGGAAUUCUGGAUGGAAAGAAUUCCUGGCCCUCCAGAGCACAUCAUUACCAAUGAUGUCCUAGUGUCCCGUGAGGUUUGCUGCUUGGAAGUGCAAGUGGACAUUAAUGAAAGCAGGAGGUAUUUGAAAGAGGGUAAAAAUCUCGUGCUUACGGUGUCUGCAUCUCAUGAGGGAACACAGAAAACUACAGAGGACACAGAUACUUUCUACUUCCAUUGUGUGAAGGCUUGGGAACCAGUUCUAAAAAUCAGGCUGCAGAAAGUUUGUGAUAAGGAAGAUGACAAUAGCAAUUUAAGUGACAUCUUAACAGUACCACUGAAAUUUCUUCCUGUUGGACAUAAAGUGAAAGUAAUCCUCCCUGUAAGACAUAAUGUGCCACUGCAGUUGUACCUCCAACUAAAUGAUUGCACAGAAAAACUAGAUGUGCGCUUAGGGUAUGAUCUGUGCCAAGAAGAGCAAGAAUUCUUGCAAAAAAGGAAGAGAGUGGUUGCCAGUGCCCUGAAAAGGGUUCUUCAUCUGGAAAGAGAUCUACAUGGACACGAGGUCCCAGUAAUAGCUGUUAUGGCAACAGGUGGAGGCCUCAGAGCAAUGUCAGCUAUGUUUGGCCACCUCUUAGCUCUUCAGAAGCUAAAUCUGUUGGACUGUGUUACCUAUGUCACUGGGGCUUCUGGCUCAACAUGGACCCUAGCAGACCUGUAUGAACAUGCUGACUGGUCACAGAAGUCUCUGGAGGGGCCACUUAAGGCAGUGAAAGAACAAGUGACAAAAUGCAAGCUCAACCUUAUGUCUAUAGAGCAUCUGAAGUAUUAUCACAAGGAACUUGCUGAAAGGGCAAAAGCAGGACAUGUGUCAUCUUUUACAACUUUGUGGUCACUUGUUCAGGAAAUGUUCUUACAUGAACGGCCAAGAAAGUACAAACUCACAGACCAGCGCAGGGCAUUGGAGCAUGGACAAAACCCAUUGCCUUUCUAUGCAGUCCUCAAUGUGAAAGAGGAAAAGUUCAGUACUUUCAAAUUUAGAGAGUGGGCGGAGUUCUCUCCUUACGAGGUGGCCAUACCAAAAUACGGAGCCGCCAUUCGUUCAGAAUAUUUUGACAGUGAAUUCUUCAUGGGAAGGCGAGUGAAGAAGCUGCCAGAAUCUCGGAUCUGCUAUCUGGAAGGUCUUUGGACAAACAUCUUUACUAGGAAUUUGCUGGAUGGCUUGUACUGGUCUUCAAAUUCCAAUGAAUUCUGGGAACGAUGGGCCAAAGAUAUGGUAGAUAUAG
Messenger RNA from Pelecanus crispus (Dalmatian pelican), 1642 nucleotides. The record is from RefSeq and is a predicted model, not a curated record. NCBI's taxonomy places the organism in Eukaryota, Metazoa, Chordata, Aves, Pelecaniformes, Pelecanidae.